AUGGCAAAAAAGCUGGCUAAUGUUGAUGUAACCGUAGCUAGUCAACAACUGGCAAUCAGUGAGGCAUAUUCAUUAGUGUUAUUAGGUGCUUUAAUGGAAGAAAGAAGGGAAAUAGAAGCAGCAAGUGAUUGGAUCCCUAGCUUUGCUAUAGGGCUCAGUAUUCUGGUGGUGGAUCAUGAUGCCUCUUCUCUCAUCACCAUAUCUUCCUUGCUCCAACAAAGCUAUUAUAAUGUUACCACCAGCCAAGCAGCUUCAAGUGCUUUAUCCAUGGUUGAAGACCAAAAGGACAGAUUCAAACUUGUCAUGGCAAAUGCUGACAUGCCUGAUAUGGACUAUCUUCCGUUUCUACAUAAACUCCUGGAGAAGAACAUCCCUGUUAUUUUGAUGUCCUCAGAAAGAAGUGUAAGUGCAGCUAUCAAGGCCAUAGUUGAAGGGGCUUCUUUCUUUUUCAAUAAACCCAUUUCUCUGGAUGAUUUGAAGUAUCUUUGGCAACACGUUUACAGAAAGAAAAGAAGCUGCAGCUUCAUCAGUACAAGAAAAAAUGCUCCUGCUGAUGAUACAAAAACUAAGGAUAAGCAAAUUGAACUGGUAAUGAAGUGGCCGAAUGAGAACAAGAAGAGCAGAAAGAAAGGAAAAAGACUCGAAACCAUGGAAGAAGAGGAAGAAAAUAAACAAAUUUCCUUGAAGAAAAAGCCUCGAAUUCUUUGGACGCCAGAGCUUCAUCUCAAAUUUACAGCAGCAAUUAGUAUAUUAGGCGAUGAAAAAGCUCGUCCAAAACCAAUAUUAGAAAUCAUGAACGUGCCUAAAUUAACACAGCGCCAAGUUGCUAGUCAUCUCCAGGUGCAGCGUAUUUGCCAAACUGGCACCAGCAAUAAACCUGCUGCAAGCAGAUCAACUAAUUUCUAUGGCAGGAGAAGUUUUGAUACCCUUGUGAAGAAGACGACUCCCCCCAUUUUUUAUCAAAGAAGACCAUAUUCUGACUGGAAAAAAAUGGGAGAUAUGAUUCAGAUGCUGCCAUCUGGCAGUUGUCCUCCAGAUAUCUCCUCAUCCUACACUUCACAAAAUAAGAACCAAGUUCUAUGGACAUCAGAUGGGAAAACACAAGAGUUGGAUUCCUUGGCAGGACUGUUCAGUUCAGGCAAUAGUGAACAAAAUUCAGUCCACUUCCCAACAAACUUCACUGAUGGAAGCCAAAUAAAUAUGGAGUUCAUGCAAGUUUCAGAAACUACAAAGUUUCUCGCGGAGUUCAAUGAUUCGGAUGAAGAGAUAGAUGUCAUGGCAUUUUUAAAUCCUCCAGGAGAAAUUCCUAAUUUAGACAAUAUUCUGACAGCUUCUAGUGAUUGGAACUCAGAGCAGGAUGUUGCAUAUCCAGCUCAAAGAAGUAUGUCACAGGCAGACGCAGAUAAACAAAAGCUGGAUGCUACAGUUGUUUCAGGUUCAGCCUCUUGUUCCAUAGAUCAAAGCCAGCAUCUGCCGGAUCCUGCUGAUCUAUUCAAAAUUCUAGAUGAAGAACCUGCUGGCAUCAAAGAUUUGGCAAGUGAUCAUGAACCAAAUUCAGGUGAUGUUGAUAAGUACUGUGAGUGGCUAACAAAUAUAUUGCAUGGAGAUGCUGAUAAUAUCCAUGAUGCUGCUGAGUUCAACUAUGGAAAUGAACGUUUUGGCAAUGAAGAUAUGGCUUGA
Molecule: messenger RNA, 1680 nt
Organism: Manihot esculenta (cassava)
Lineage: Eukaryota; Viridiplantae; Streptophyta; Magnoliopsida; Malpighiales; Euphorbiaceae
Product: two-component response regulator ORR30
Exons: 7
Coding region: 1-1680 (559 amino acids)
Biological process (GO): cytokinin-activated signaling pathway; phosphorelay signal transduction system
Molecular function (GO): DNA binding
Source: RefSeq, a predicted model, not a curated record